CGUGUCCCAAACUUCCAUUUUCACAAAAUAAAAUGUCACUUUUAGCACUUAUAUCAUAAAUAACUAUUGUUUUUUAGUAAUCACUUUCAUGGUUUUCAAGCAUUUAAAUCAAAUUCAAAUUGAUUACAAACAACAACACAUAGGUAACCUUAACCUGUUAAAUAAAACGUGAAUUUCGCGCUUAUGGAGACAUGGGAAUAAUUUGCUCGGAAAUAGCCACCAAAAAAUGACACUUAAAAAAUUCGCUUUCCGCGAUUUCGCGUCUAUGGAGACUAGGCUUUAGUCCUAACAAAAAUCCUCAGACUGCUAGAACCGAUUCCGAAUCAAUUAAAACCAAUUCUAUGUGAUCCGCGAACGUAGAACUGUUACUAAAAAUUCAGAAUUUUAUUAUCCGCGAACGCCACUUUUUACACUGCGCAUGCGAAUAGUCCCUGAAUCGAUUCGGAAUCGGACCCGCGAACAAAGCUAUUUCUUCCAAGAGUUUAGAACACUAAAGCCACUCGCUCCGGUGAUACUCGACCUCGAUUUGAAAGGAACAGACGCACUUCAGGUGCAACAAACACUUUUCGAAAAGAAUAGGCGCCUAACGCGCCGCAGCUGUUCCGAACCUCCUCCUAGAUGUGAAAAGAAUACAACUCGACUCGUAAAAUCGGAAGAAAUUACUUCCGAGCGCACGAAAAUGAGUGUGAGAAAAUGUUAUUGCACUCGGAGUGCAUGGAGUUAGCAAGCUAAAACGAUCUAUGAACGCGCCUCUGUUGAAGGUGUCAAUCUUUCAGCUGUCAUUUUUGUUCUUGAUAAAUCCGGACCCGGAAAGAAAAUUUCAUUCGUAUUCUUCUAGAAUCUAGAAAACAUAGGAAAGUACUUUAAUUGAAGCCAGUUUUGUUCGGGAUAUAGCUACGGAAAGCUUUAGUGAAAACGGAGCCGCAUCAAGCAAACGAGGACACUAUGGACGUAGACCAGCCUGUCGCGAGUUGUUCAGUUCUCACUACAUCAGUGGUACUGCAAACUUUACCAAAAAUUGACGAAAACAACAGUAUGGACAACAAACAUCCAAAAGAAAGAGUUGUGGAGCUGUUGGAUUUGCUUGAGGGUCACGUUGAAACCCUUAGAAAGGAUGCUGCUCAAUUAGAAGAAGAUCGAGACCAACUAUUGGCAACGUUGGAUACUGUAAGGCAUGCUGAUUUAUUGAACCAAUUAGAUGAAAAUGAUGUUGAUGACGUAUCACGCUACGCUGAUAGAAUAAUGAAUAGAUGUCAAACCGUUGAAGUACGUGUUUUGACUCAAAGAGACCAAAUGCAAGAAGAGGCAUUGUCUCAAAUAAAUCACCUCAUCGAUGGAUUGGUUAUGGAUUUGAGAAACGACCAUGAAGCUGCCAAGCAAAGAUGUAUUUCUUAUGUCAACGCUUGUUCUUCUAUAAUGGUAGAUGGAGUGAUGGACAAAAAGUUUGAAUCUGCUCUGUUAGGUUGCACUUUGGACGAUCAGAAACGAGUCAAAAAACGUUUGCAGGGUUUGCUAAGUUACUUUGGAAGGUUAAGGGUGCAAAUGUUUGAUUAAAUUUCAAUUUUUAAUUGGGGCUUAAACACUUGUAGAUGGUUAUGGUGAGGCUAUUUUUGGUUUUUAUAAAAUUAAAAUUUAUUCCACCAAGUGUUGAUCUUUAUAUCUCGAGGCUUUAGUAAAGUUAGGCAAGAUUAAAAUGAAUAUUUAAUUCCUAGCAUUUCUGUGGUAACAGUUGAUUUCUUCAUUUUUAAAAUUAUUGAUUCACUAUUUAAAAAUUUUGAAGAAAUCAACUUUUAGUGUAAUAAUUAUCAAGGAUAUACCUAAUGCUGUUCUAGUUUUAAAAACAUUUUGAAUCAAAAUGUGUACACGCUGCCUAAAUUUUUAAUUUUGUUUUCCAAGUUUUAUAAAAAAAAAAUUGUUUAUUUAUAACUAAUUAACCAACGAAAAAAAAAAUAAUGCCUGUUUUUUCAUAAACAAUUCUGUUAUUUAUUUGGCCUCUGUACACUAAAAAUCAAUUCCGAGUAUACAGGGUGAUUAACGUAGCCAGUGCAUUAGCUUAUAGGUAGAUUAGAAGCUAUCCCCAUUAAUCCACCUGCAAUCCAAUUGAACUCUAAUGCACGGGCUACUACAAUCACGGUGCAUGUAUUACAUAUUUUAGCAGAAAUUUCAAACAAAACUGAAACUGAUGAAGAAACCGGACCUGUGGUUAGUUAGCUGGUGUCGAUGUCGUUCUUAAGUACAAAUUAUCUUAUUUUAAAGGUAUUUCUGCUAACAAUUCCAUUUUUCUUAAUUUAAAAUGUUAAUUAAUGUAAUAGGAUGUCAAAAUAAAUGAUAAAUAUUCCAAU
Molecule: messenger RNA, 2342 nt
Organism: Ceutorhynchus assimilis (cabbage seed weevil)
Lineage: Eukaryota; Metazoa; Arthropoda; Insecta; Coleoptera; Curculionidae
Source: the annotation of a GenBank genome assembly